Molecule: messenger RNA, 5822 nt
Organism: Capsaspora owczarzaki ATCC 30864
Lineage: Eukaryota; Filasterea; Ministeriida; Capsasporidae
Exons: 1
Coding region: 16-5721 (1901 amino acids)
Source: RefSeq, a predicted model, not a curated record
CUUGGAACAAGCACAAUGUCAUUGCUGCGACUGCCUCGGCUGCUUCUGCCUCGGCUGCUGCUGCUGCCAUUGCUCGUGCUCUUGAUCUUGGGUCGUCAUGUGUCACCGCGCUUCGAUGCCGCUGAUGCCCAAACAACCGCGUUCCCAGGCAUCACUGCCAUCAUCACGGACUUUGCGCUGCAGGACGCACCAGAGCGUUUCACGCCAUUCAUCAAUCUCGCCAUUGCUGAUUUCCAAGCCAUGACGGUGCCGGACUCGCACGCGUCCAAAAAGUGUGUGUACGAGUACACGAUCUACGGCAGCACCGCCGUCAAGAACGCGCAAGUCCAGUCGCUCAAGGUGGUCAUUCUGAGCACCACGACCAUCCAAAUCACAGGAUCCAUCUACGCGACGAUUGAUGUCAAGGUGGACGCUGCCUGGGUUUGCCUCUUCAUCCACCACACCUGGUGCAACAACAUGGUCCAGUCGUCGGCCACCGUCGACUUUACGAUCGACUUGACGUUCGCCGUCAGCGCAUCGGGCGGCAUCACCAUCACGCCGAGUGUCGUCUAUACCGUGGACGGGUUCCAAGUGACUGGCUGCAGCAAGCUGGACGCGCUGCCUGGGUUUAUCCGAACCUACCUUGUCGACGAGCUCGAAAACAUGAUCACCAACGAGGUGAACAAGUACAUUCAAAAUCUGGAGCAACCGUACGCAGUUCCACAAUUGUUCAACCCGUACGCCGACAUUGUCGUCUCGUACCAGUUCAAUGCGCUCGACCUGACCCCGUCGUCCACCGGCAACGGCAUGAUCAAGGCCAAGGCGACCAUGAGCGUCGGUGUUGCCGCUGUGAGUGCUGCCGACAUUCAGUGGUUUCAAGUCACCGACCCCGUCGAUGCCACGCUGGCGCCGCCUUUUGACUGGACGACCACGCUCAACCCCAACGCCACCUCAGACCGGAGCUACUUGCUCGAAGGUGUGCGAUUGUCCAGCACGCUCAUUCAGGCGAUUUGGUGGGCCACCACCGAAGCGGGCGUCUUGUCGUUUCACGGUUCUGCGCAAAUCAAGGAUGCAAACACCACGCUCGAUUACGACUUUUCCGAGCCUCUCACCGCCAUUCCAGCCACGGAUAUUAUCUCCUUUGAAGUGGCAAGCGGCUUUAUCAACAUGACCUGCCGCGACCGAUCGACCAACAUUACGUCCGCCAUUCUCGCCGCAGACUUUGAAAACUUGCUCGGAAACGCAACCGUCUACUUUAGUACCAGCAAUCCCAACGCACCGGGUAUCGCUGGCAAGCUGCUCGACUUUGACACUUCACAGUUGGUCGUCCAGAUGACGGCGCCUGCCUUCCCCUUCCCGCAGUCCUCCAUCACAGAGCUGGUCGCGGGGUUGAUCAAAACCCAGCUGGACAAUCUCAACGCCCUGCUGAAGGACACCCCGUUUGUCAUCCCGCCCCCGUACAAUGUCUUUUUCACCAAUGCAGAGGUGCAUGCGUACAACCAGCAGGGCAAUCACGGCUACCUAGACAUGACGACUUGGUGCGAUUGCAACGAGUUUGUCAGCCAUUGGCCCACCUGUCACUUUUCCUGCGGCUCCGGGAUGCUCGCCAGUGACGCGCUUGAAACCGAGUCCGAUGUCGACGCCACGCUUGGCGCCAAGAAGCCGGAGCCGGGCGCAUUGGACGCUCUUCUUCCGCCCUCCGUGUCUGCUGCCACGCGUGGCCUGUACAUGUCUGUAUUUUCGUCUCUGGCCGGCGAUGGAUCGAAUGCCGAGUGCACGAUGAGCAAUCUUGGGGAUGAACUUGAUGUGUGGGUCUUGCCCGAGACAGCGAACGGCGCUUGCGCGUUGCUCUACAUGGCCGAUGACGGAAACACGACCACAUCAAUGUUCUACUCGCUUCAGCUGGACGCUUCCGGCACGCAGAUUCAGCACUUGUGUCUGAACAGUCCGGACGCCUCAUGCCACAGCUGUGCGCUGUCGCUCUCUGGCACUUCCUCUGACUGGAAACACUGCAUUGCCAUGGACGACUCGACAUCCAUCGUGCUGUCAUUGCCGUCCUCGCCAUGCUUCGGGCCCGCCUUGAACCCACCAACAAGCGCAGCCUUUGCCAUUGCGUACAACAUGACGACGACUUGCGCGCAAGACUUGACCGUCAUCCCAGCAGCAGCCACAAUGGUGCUCCAGACCUGGAACAUUGGCAAUGUCGUCAACAAUAGCACAACGCAAUGCCUGAUGCCAAAAGACGACGUCAACGGCGACUACUUUCAGCUGACAAGCUCUGGGUAUGGCCAAACGCGCACAUUCACCGUCAGCGCCUUCUGUGGUCCCGGGUGCGACCCGAUUGGCUGCAACCUUGCCCUCUCGAAUGUGUUGGCAAACCAGUGCGUCUCGACCGCCGUCUCGCAGUCGUGGUAUGGCAUGGCCCAGCAGCUCGUGCUCGCCCCAGCUGCGAUGCAGUCGUGUGCCGUCCCAUUGCCCCCACCAGGUCCGCUGGUGCCUGUCUACGCGGUGGUCUUGCUUGUCCUCACGGCCUUGGUGAUUGUGGCUGCUGUCGUGUACAAGUACCGCUAUAGGAUUCGCUUCUGGAUUCAAGAGGCUGGCCCGGUGGUGCGCUCUGCCAUGCAAACUGCUGGCCGCGCCGUUCGUGCCGCAUUCCUCUUCGCGCUUCAGUCCUGCCGAAACCUUGUUGUUGCCACGUAUGAAUGGAUUGUCGAUACCGUUGGCAAGCCGACCAACUUGAUCGGGACGGAUCGCGAAAACGCAGUACUUGCCUUCUUGACUGGGGCUGUCUUCCUCGGCACCGGUCUGAUGUGCUUUGUGAACAAUCCACUCGCGGCACUUGGCACGUCCGCCACUGUGCAAUCGCUUGGCGUCGAUGCGAGCGAUUUCAACAUGCAGCCACUUCGGCAGCUGUCGGAGGAUUGGCCGCGCGCCCAGACCGUUUUGUGUCUGCUGACUGCGGCACUUUUUAGCCUGCUGUGCAUCCUCCGCUUCUCAACCAAGCGAUGGUCUACGGCAGAGUGGACCCGUGCCUUCUUUGCGACGGCGUUGGCCACGAUUGUUUGGGGCGCGCUGCUGGUUGUCAUUCCGGGCUUUGCUUUCGAGUUUAUGACCGCCCUGACCCUCACUGCCAACAACAGCACAUUCAUCCAAUCCAACGCCAACCUGCGCGAUGGGUUUGACACGUUCGUCGGGUACGGCUUCACCUCGAUCGCCAUGUCGUUUGUGGCCGAUCACGUCCUGUUCCUGGAAACUGCAAUUGCUCCAGCCUUCUUUUUCGCGCUGGCCACGAUCGUCUGGUGGGCCCAGUCGCACGGUGGUUUGACGCACAUGUCGCUCAAGCAUGCGAAUCGCAAAAGUCUCGGACGGGCGAGUUACGUGCUGAUUGACGACGACCCUGGAAAAAUGGGCAACCUGGUGGAUGAGGACGAUGCAGACCUCGGGGACAACGAGUACGAUACUCUGGCCGUCUCCGUCGUGUACAUGGGGGAGCCAAACGAUCUGGAAGCGUCGGCCGUUUGGUCGUCCGCUGGCAGCCAAGCCGACAGCAGCGAUGGCCAGAAUAGUAUGAGUCCCAGCGACGCCACGGCUGUCGCUAGUGGCGUGGGUGCUGGUGCAGGUGGCCGAACGCGCGCCUUGGCCAAGGUUGUCGCUCGUAUGCGCAUCCAGGCCAAGCUGGUCCAUUUCAUCUUCCCAGUUUCCAAUAGCAUCACCAUGGUUGUCGUCUAUCAGACUGUCGGUGCCAGUGGCAUGUGGGCCGCCGCUUGGUUUGCGCUGUGGCUCUGCUCUGCCUUCCUGACCUACCGACUUGACGCCGCCGUUCGCGAUGCCCUGAGAUUGUCCCAACCCGUGUCUGGCAUUUACAUUUUCCGCAUGGUCGUGUUUUAUCUCAUUGUCAUGGCCUCGUGUAUGGGCGUCAUUCUGGAGGGGCAAGCGAACGUUUCCAACAACUCGUUGGACACUGAGCUGCCAUUGAUCUUUUUGUUCACCGGCUGUGCCGCCAUCUACUCGACUCUUGUGUUUUAUGCACGCCUCGUGUGGCUGCGCGAGCAAGAGGCCAUGGCCGGCGAGAUACAAAAGGUUGGCUAUCUGAGUCGAUUGCUGUGGAGGAUUUCCAAGAGCUUGAGCAUUUUGCUCUAUCGAGGCAUCGCGUGGCCAGCGGCCAAGCUGCGCGAUCUGAUUGCCCUCCUGGCUCGCAUCGUCGGUUACAUUGUCGUCGGAACGGCUCGUCUUGUGGCAAAAAUGUCCAGUGUGUUUGGCCGCAGCAACAACAACGGCGACUCGCCUGCCGCCUCGCCCAGCAAACCCAGCCUCUUCCGCAAGGCUACUGUUGCCACAGUCUACUUUGGUCGCAAAGCAUGGCACCUGAUUAGCGAAUUUCAAGAGCAGCUCGAGCCGCUCCGCUGUGGCCUCCGCAUUACCGGUCGUCGCGUUUUUCUCGUGACGGGUGUGCUGUUCUUUGCUGUCAAGGCGUUCUCUGAUCUCCACGACUGCCUGGUCAGCUCGUUCAAGCAAGAGUUUAUUGACGAGCUCAGCUCGAUGGGUAUUGUUUGGCCAAACAACUCUGCUGGUGGCGAUAUUUUCGAUCAUGCCUUCGAGCUGCUCGAGGAGAGCAAAUGGGCUUCUCUUGCACUGUUGCUGCUUGGCUGGGUCAUCUUGGUUGCUUCCAUGGUCUGCGAUCUUCGCUGGCGCGACUUUUACGGCCUGACAUGGAGCCGCCGUUUGGGGUUUGCCUCGCUGCCCAUCUUGUACAUUGCUUCCGUGGCGCCCGUGCUGCCAGACUACUUGAAUGCGACCAAGAUCGACAGUUUCUGCCCCGAUUGUGGCCCCCAGUUUGACGCGAUGGUCCACAAUCUUGCAGGCGAUGCCGUCGGCCUGGUUUGCGGAGGCAUUGCGAUCGCGACCAUGCUUGCCCUCCUGCUGCUCGUAUCCCCUUCCCUCGUCCGCGCGUCGGCCCUGCUGCUUUUGAGACUCAUCAAGUGGGAGCACAAGUCGUUCUGGGCGCAUUUGGAGCGUGAAUACGCGAGGUACGUGGUCGACGAGGCGCGACGAACCGCAGAGUACCGCGAGAUUGUGCUCGGCGAAGCCUUCUCUCCAGGCUGCAUUCAAGACGGGUAUGAGCCCUUGCCUGGUUCGGCGUCUGCCAACAAUGGUGACCUUCCAGGCGAGCCCUUGCCCGUGGAGACCAAGCGCGCAUCGUACAUUCGACCGGAGGAAAACAUGCUUGGCAGCGACGUUUCGAUCAAAGCUCCGCUUCUCGGCUUCAAGCCAAGCGAGCAGCUGUCCAUCCGAGCGGAAAGUACGCGCUUCACUGCAGCGGUGCCAGAUGUGACAUCCGUUCACAAUGCGCAAACGUUCGCGCAUCGCUCCAUUCGCACUCUCCGCGGCUUGCUAUUCGUUUCAGCGCUCGUGUCUCCGCUCAUGACGCUCCUUCCAUUCAUGUUCCUCUACCAGCUCUUCCGCGAUCAAGUGCUCCUCAGUCUGCUGCUCGUGUUUUGGACGGUUCCAGUCUUCACCUUCAUCGGAUUCAAGACCAACCAACUCAUGGUCCGCUACUUUAGCUAUCUGGUUGCUUACAUGUUCCCGCUGAUCGGAAUGGCCGUGUACAUUGCCUUGACUCAAGACUUUGUCGACGAGCUGCUGAGCUUUUUGAGCGAUCCAACCGUUUAUGUCGAGCUGUGUGCCGAGAUUGCGAUUGCGAACGUUGUGUUGUCUGAUUUGCUGGUUGUCUGGUUGCUGUAAGUGUGCCCGAUUCCCCCCCCCCGUUUUGAGUGUGUGUGCGUGUGUGUGUGUGUGUGCCUUGCUGUAAUUUUUUAAAAUCAAAACAAUCGAUUCAUUGACAA